Molecule: messenger RNA, 1754 nt
Organism: Diuraphis noxia (Russian wheat aphid)
Lineage: Eukaryota; Metazoa; Arthropoda; Insecta; Hemiptera; Aphididae
Source: RefSeq, a predicted model, not a curated record
GUCGUACAGAUUUUGGAACUGAAAUUUAUCUCCGCGUUACAAUAAUACUUUUACAAACAUAAUAUUUAUAUGAUUUUGAUUUAUUUCUGAUUUAUUACGACUUAGUUAAUCGUGCGCGUGGGUGUGUUUGUUUGUAAAAUAUGCGUUUAUGCUCGCUGUGUAACUACUUUAGUUUUAGUUAGUUGUCUUUGACAAACACUGUUCAUUGUUCGGUCCGAUGAUAAUGAUGUUGACUUCCCUUGUUUUGUUUGAUCGAUCGAUGUGCAGACAAAUCUGAGGGAGAUCAAAUUCAUUGUCUUGGUGCAUUUAUCUAGCUGUGUCCGUGCUGAGAUGCCAUCGCAUGAAGUCCUACCCCACAGAUUAUCUAUGUAAACUCUUGUCAUCAACCAUUUACGAUGAUGAUAAACGUUUCAGUAACUAAUCUUACUAACAAUGCCGCUUCCACUCCACUAGCGCCAGUAAAGUCUGUGGCWGUUCCACAUCCGCCUGUCCAAUUCAGUCCACUUACUGUUGUUAUCRUUGUUAUUGUUGCUUGUUUGAUGCUCGUUGGUGUAAUAAUUGUAAUUAGAAGGAAAAGAAGACUUGACAGGCUACGGCAUUCAUUGAUACCUUUCUAUUCGUUUGAUGCUAACGAAGAGGAAGACUGGGACUCUGAUCUGUUACAAAAUGAAGGUGGAACUCAGUCCAUUCGUCAGCAUAAUCAAACAUUUAGACACGAGGGCAGUUUCCACAGCUGGCAUGAGAGAUUUAGCCCGAUUCAAAGAGCUAUGGAUCGGUCGAACUAAACAUGAUGGCUACAGAGAUAAAAAGCAAAAAAGGAUGAUUAUUAUGAUGAAAACGUAUCUGUUUCUUUUACCAUCUGUGUCAUACAAUUUUAAUAUUAGUUAUUUGUAAAUGGUAUAUUGUCUGGCCAUGGUAAAGUAUAAGUUUGCACUUUCCAUCCAUCACAAACCUAAUUUCAAAUCUUAUGACAAUCACUGUGUCACUUUAAAAUACAACCUUAUCCCAUUUAUAUUGGGAUGAUCUGUUCAAACUAUGAUCGGACAACGCUAAUGUGUGAGAUUAUUAAUUGUGUUUAUUGAAUUUGUAAUUUUUUAAUGUGGUAAUGUUGUUGUUGUUGUUAUUGUUGUUGUUGUUAUUGUUAGAAUUUUUUWAAAUAUACUUAACUGURUAUAAUUAUAUAAUUAAUAAGUUUACACACAUACACACACCAACCACAAGCUUGAUGCUCAAUAUAUUCAUAUACUUAAAAUAUUUUUAAUUUUAUGGCUUUUGGUAGCACUUGCUCAUCGUGCUCUCACUACUUAUAUUUAUUUUUCAUAAGCAUAUUAUAAUUUUUAUAAUAUUUAUGUGUUAUGCCUACUUAUUGUAUACUUGCAUUAUUGAUUUAAAAACUGGUCARUCUUCUGAUAGUAAUAAUCAACUUAAAUAUGUAAUUGCAGAUAAAAGAUACAUGUCUUGUACCGAUUAUUUUGUACAAUGUUGUCAACCAYGUUAGUUAAUGAGUUUAACAAACAUUAAGUUAAUGGCUGCAAGAUUUUUUUUUAUAUGAAUUCAAAAUGUAUACUCGUAACAUUAUAAUAAGUCUGUGUAACAAAACAAACAAUUCAUGUCUGAUUAAAAAUUGUUGUUAGUUAAAUAAAUAUAAAAAUGACUGAAUUAGUUUAUUAGUCACUUAUCAUAGGGAGUUAAAUUGCUAAAUGUUUUUAUAAAAAUAUGUAUUGUUUUGAUUAAAUUUUACCGUUAUUUGCUUA